GAAAGAUGCGCGGGGAAGAGGGUCAAUAUACUUGGCGAGGCAUAAUGACGCCGGCCUGCAGUAUUGUGGAAGAACGAGGUAACUCGGUACACUACUAUAAUACCUUAGAGGCCUCCAGGCUACUAUAAAAACCUACUUAUCUACCACUGUAAAUACCUUGAAACCCGUCUGUUGACGUGUUAUCGUUUUGCCGGUCGCCAUGAAAGCAACAUUUUUACUCCUCGCUGCAAUUGGCGCGCAAGCUUGCCAGCGAGAUAGGGCAUCCAGGAGCCAUUCGCAGCCCUUUGUGAAGCGGCAGACUAGCAAUGCAACUUUCCCCCCCGUACUAGAUGCCAACGAGCAGAUAUUGAUCGACUCGUUCGAUAAUACAUCCAUCUCAACGUGGUCGUACUAUUACACUCAUGGAGACCAUAUUGCUGGCCGCAAUAAGACAAUCGCGCAAUGGACGGCUGACAAAUGGACCGAGUAUGGCUUCACUUCGAGACUAGACGAAUACUAUGUGUUCCUCAACUACCCAGUCUCCAACUCGCUAGUCCUCACAUAUCCAAAUGGCAGCACAUACAAACCGACUCUCAGAGAGGCUGUACUUGCGGAAGAUGACACAACCAGCUAUCCUAACAGUAUCCCAUCCUUCCAUGGCUAUUCCUUCACCGGCAACGCAUCUGCAGAAUACGUCUAUGUCGGUAGAGGUCAACAAGUCGACUUUGCUCGCUUAGUUGCCCUCGGCGUCAAGCUUGAAGGAAAGAUCGCCCUAGCAAAAUACGGUGGUCCAUUUCGAGGUCUAAAAGUCAAGAAUGCACAGGACUAUGGGAUGAUUGGCGCAGUCAUCUUCACGGACCCUGGCGAUGAUGGGAAUGUGACCGAGGUAAAGGGAUUCGCAGCGUAUCCUAAUGGGCCUGCGAGGAACCCUUCAACUAUACAAAGGGGUAGCGUUGAGUUCCUCAGCGUGUAUCCUGGCGACCCCACAACGCCAGGCUAUGCUUCGAAGCCCGACUCUCCGCGUGCGGACCAUGGCAAGGUCACCCCUAAAAUUCCGUCUCUUCCAAUAUCUUGGGCUGAGGCACAGCCCCUGCUGCAGGCUUUGAAUGGACAUGGACCGAGUAAUGCCAGUGUCAACAGGACGGGUUGGACCGGUGCUAUCUCAGGGGUAACCUACAGCGCAGGACCGAGCUCAAACGCAACGCUGUUCUUGAGCAAUGUAAUGAAUGACACCUAUAGCACUAUAUGGGAUGCUAUUGGCGUCAUCAACGGGACGAGCCAGGAUGAGGUGGUUAUUGUUGGUAAUCAUCGCGAUGCGUGGAUUAUCGGAGGCGCUGCGGACCCAAACUCUGGCUCUGCUGUGCUUAUCGAACUAGCAAAGGCCUUCAGCAAGCUCGCAGAGACGGGCUGGAAGCCUGUACGUACGAUUGUCCUUGCUAGUUGGGAUGCAGAAGAGUACGGGUUGGUCGGAAGCACCGAAUGGGUGGAAGAACACAUCCCCUGGCUGAAAAACGCCGCUGUAUCCUAUCUCAACAUCGAUGUCGCUGUUUCUGGACCCAUUCCCGCCAUAUCAGCAACCCCAGACUUGCAUGCUAUUAGCACUGCCCUCCUGAAGAAGAUUGUCUACCCCUACCGCAACAGCACUACCUCGACUCUGUACGAUGUAUGGGAACACGAAGACGGCAAAGUUGGCGUCUUGGGCAGUGGCAGCGAUUACACUGCUUUCCUGCACCGUGGCAUUGCCUCCAUCGACGUAGGGGCUGAAGGCGGUCCAAACGACGCUGUGUACCCGUAUCAUUCCAAUUACGAUUCGUACCACUGGAUGGCCACAUACGGAGAUAAAGGCUUUUUGACCCACAAGGCUAUAGGCCAGUACUUUACACUCCUGUUGUAUCACUUUGUCAACGACGCGACCGUACCUCUGGAGCCGGCAGGCUACGUCCCCGAGCUCCACAAGUACCUCACCGCACUCAACGCUACCGUUUCCGCAUCCAACUACACGAUUGACCUCUCGCCCCUCACGAAGGCCAUCUCCACUUUUGACUCGUUUGUGCACGAUUUCGAGGCCCUGCGCUCCCAGGCCCUGAAAUCCAACGACACUGCCCUUCUCACCGUGCAGAACCACAAAGCCCGCGACUUCUCUCGUGGCUUUGCCUCGCAGGGUGGGCUUCCCACGCGAGAGUUCUUCCAGCAUACCAUCUUUGCGCCCGGGCGGGACACUGGAUAUGCGCCUGUGACGUUUCCGGGUGUCACGGAGAGCAUCACGUUUGACAAGAACGCCACGUUGGCGCAGGAAUGGGUGGGCAAGACGGCGAAGGCGAUUCUAGUGGCAGCGAGUAUAUUGAAGACGUAAUGUCCAAGUAAUGUUGAGGAGGUAAGAAGGCGUUGGUUACAGCCAAGAGGUCUUCGGGGUAUUAAUAGUAGUCAGAAAGAAGGCACUUAUCGUAGCUACAAGGAAUUCGCGAUAUUAAAAGUACCAAGUUACAAGGUAGUUACAGCAGCCUGGAAAUCUUCAGAACACUACAGUAUGUACACUGAACACCACCUAAGAGAAGCCAAGCUGCUAUAGUAGUAGACAUUAAGACUAUCUUACGACAAAUUCCAAGGAAGUCAAAGGUUGAGAUAUACGAUCAGAGCAUUGAUAGCCUCUCUAGUAAUAGCAAACCGGGAAAAGCUGUGGGAUUUCAACAUUGAACAAGCGAAAUAAGGACACGGACGCUGGCGACGUUCGGAAGCUUGUCAAGAUAUUCAAGAGCUUCUAGAACUAGAAGACAGGGUCUGCUCAAGGGCUACAGCGCUGCGCUGCGCGUGGU
Cucurbitaria berberidis CBS 394.84 is the source of this 2792-nucleotide messenger RNA. Its product is annotated as N-acetylated-alpha-linked acidic dipeptidase-like protein 2. NCBI's taxonomy places the organism in Eukaryota, Fungi, Ascomycota, Dothideomycetes, Pleosporales, Cucurbitariaceae. Gene Ontology annotation, molecular function: carboxypeptidase activity. The record is from RefSeq and is a predicted model, not a curated record. Bases 200 to 2332 code for a protein of 710 amino acids. The transcript is spliced from 3 exons.